AUGGCAAAUGCGACGGCACGCUUCACACCCACACCCACUCGCACUCCCCUCUAUAGCUCCGGCAAACAGAUUGCCCAGCUAUCCGUGCCGUCCAUAGUCGACGCCUCGAACCUACGCCACCCACAAUCUGAGGCAGCUUCAUCAAUCAAAUGCUAUGGCUGUGCGAAUACUUGCGUGGGCUUCUUUAGAACGAAGGACAUUGAUGCCGUCGAGGGUAAAUCAGUGUCGCUGCCCUGUCCCAUAGCAGCGCCAUUGGAUGAUGUUGUUAUGGUCUUAUGGUUUCGUGAUAAUGCGGGCAUACCUUUAUACAGCUUCGAUGUUCGCGAUAAAAUGGCCACCGAGCAACCACGCCACUGGUCAGCCCCGGAGGUCUUCGGUUCACGUGCCAAGUUCCAUUUCGACUCGGAACCAGCAACCUUGGAAAUUAAGGAUAUCAAACGUCAUGAUCAAGGCAUUUACCGUUGUCGUGUGGAUUUUCGCACAAGUCAAACGCAAAGCUUCCGUUUCAAUUUGUCUGUAAUAAUACUUCCGGAGCAGCCCAUCAUACUGGACCGUUGGGGUCGUCAGCUGAAUGGCACACAAUUGGGCCCCAAACAGGAGGGCGAUGAUAUUGUUAUCACUUGUCGAGUGGUGGGCGGUCGCCCACAACCGCAGGUCCGCUGGCUCGUAAAUGGACUGCUUGUCGACAAUCAAAACGAGCACAAUUCCGGCGAUGUUAUCGAGAAUCGUCUGCUGUGGCCGUCAGUGCAGCGCACCGAUUUGAAUUCCGUAUUCACAUGUCAGGCCUUGAAUACACAAUUGGAUAAGCCCAAGGAGAAAAGCUUCAUACUGGAUAUGCAUCUGAAACCUUUGACGGUGAAAAUAGCUGAGCAGCCCAAUUCAAUGGUUGCCGAUCGGCGCUAUGAAGUCACAUGCGAAUCGGCUGGCUCGCGUCCAAAUGCCAUCAUCACUUGGUACAAGGGAAAACGGCAAUUACGACGCACAAAGGACGACAUAUCGAAGAACUCCACACGCUCCGAACUGAGCUUUGUGCCCACCACAGACGACGAUGGCAAAUCGAUAACGUGCCGUGCAGAAAAUCCGAAUGUGAACGGCCUGUAUUUGGAGACCAUGUGGAAAUUGAAUGUCGUUUAUCCGCCGCUGGUGACUUUGCGACUGGGCUCUACGCUGACACCGGAUGAUAUCAAGGAAGGCGAUGAUGUUUACUUCGAGUGUCACGUACAAUCGAAUCCUCAAUGGCGGAAACUACUGUGGUUACAUAAUGGCAUACAUCUGGAGCAUAACACCUCGGCGCGAGUGAUCCGAUCAAAUCAGAGUUUGGUGCUGCAGAAGAUAACGAAACACUAUGCAGGCAACUAUGCAUGCAGUGCGAUUAAUGACGAGGGCGAGACUGUGAGCAAUCAAUUGCCACUACGUGUCAAAUAUACGCCCGUUUGCAAGCAUACGGAUCGCGUUAUACUAAUUGGAGCCUCCAAGGAUGAGACAGUUGAGGUAGUGUGCGAGAUACAAGCGGAUCCGCCGCCCAGAACAUUUCGCUGGAAAUUCAACAACUCGGGCGAAACUCUGGACGUGGGCAGCGAGCGUUUCAGCGUGAAUGGCAGCCGCAGUAUUUUAAAGUACACGCCGGUCACAGAUCAGGAUUAUGGCACGCUGUCCUGCUGGGCAGCCAAUGAGGUGGGCACACAACAGCAGCCGUGUCUCUUUCAAGUGGUUCUGGCAGCUCUGCCGAACGCUGUCAACAACUGUACCGUCUUCAACCGUACGGAGCUCAGUGCUGACAUCCAAUGCAUACCCGGCUAUGAUGGCGGACUCCCGCAAAUAUUUGUGCUCGAAAUGUUUUCAACACGCACCGGAAUCACCAGAUUCAAUCUGUCCAAUGCAGAGGAGGCUCUAUUUUCGUUGGAAAAUCUGGACACGCUGACCUCAAUGAUGACGCAGGAGAACAAUUCGCUCAAAUUGCGCAUAUACUCGUUUAAUCAGAAGGGACGAAGUGCGGCGUAUCUGGUGCCAGACUUCAUAAUUGGCUCAACAGCUUACAAGACAGACGAGGAUGUGACACUCACCCUCUCGCCGGUGAUUGUCGGCAGUGUGUUGACCAUCAUAAUUAUUGGUCUGGCCAUCGCGAUACGAAUAUUCGUGGUCACCUUUUUGCACAAUUUGCGACGCAAUCGCCAGCACGGCACCAAGGCAACAGCUGCCGGAGUUGCCACCCAGUCGGGAGAUGUCUUUAAGAACGCGAACCUGGAGAAGCCGCGUUGGCAGCACACGGACAUAAAAACCAAAUCAUCGGAAGAUUUAGUUGAAGACGAACGUGAUCCGGAUGUAAUACCCUCGCAAUAUGUUGGUGGCAGUAGCGGCGGCAGCGCGGGCAGCGGCAUCAGCAGCGCCGGAGGCGUUGGAGCCGGUAGUGGCAGCAAUGCCUCCAAUGUGUGCAACGGCAGCAGCAGUGCGGGCAGCAGCAGCGCCUCGACAGCUGUGGCAGCUGCGGCAGCAGCAGCCAACACUUCCACAGCAGCAGCGCCAGGAGCCGGUGGCGUCUCAAAGUGGUCGCCCAAUGCCAAUGUGACAACUUCUCAGCUUCUCGAUGGAACCUCCAGUGCACCGGUCACGUACAAUCAAAUCAAUGCCCAACGCGCUCAGCUGCUGGCCGCCGUGGUUGCUGCCGGUGGUGGCACCUGCAGCAGCACCGUGAUCUCGCCCACCAGCAGCAUGAUGGGCAGCUUGGGUGGCAAGCCAUUGGGGCUGGGUGGCACCAUUAUUGGGUCGCCCACCUCGCUCUCAUCGACGGCCACACUGGCCGCCCAUCUGCAGUCGCAUAGCAGUGGGGUGGGAACCUUGCCGCCAGGACUGGGCAGUGGCGGUGGUUAUAUCUUGAAUAGCCUGAUGAACAGCGGGGCUGGGGGCGCUGCUUCUGCUUAUGGAAGCAGUCGAUUGCAUCAUCCGUUGCAACAAGCCGGUCACAGUGCCACACUCAAUCGACAUCACCAUCAUCAGCAGCAUCAGCAUCAGCACCAGCAGCAGCAGCAGGGACUGCACCAUCAUCUGCCGGCUGGCUCCUCAGCUUCCUCGGGAUCCAAUGUAGGUUUGCUGCUGGGCAGCUCUGGCGGUCUUCUUGGCAUUGGCAGCAGCGCGGGCAGCGUCAUGGGCGUGGUCGGUGCCGCCAAUAACUCGACAACGACAACCUCUUGCAAUUCGUCGCAGGACUUGGAUGACAACAUCAAUAUAAAUGCGAUUAAGGAUUGCCUCAUGACGCAACGCGUGCCCGAAAGCUGUGUCUAAGGCGGCUCUUUUGGUAUUUACAAUACACACACAUAUAUAUAUAUAGAUAUAUAAAUAGGUGUUUGGACUAAACCGUAAGCUGUUAGGCUAGUUGUAUGUUUGUAUGUGCUUACAUUUAAAUUGUACAUAAAUAAAUAUACAGAUAUGUUUGUACGUUCGCCACUAGCGUGUGCUGCGCUCUACCUUGACGAUCGAUCAUUGUCAAACAACAGUCUCCCAUAUCUUUCUGCAUAUCUGCAACGCAUGAGAAAUCAUGUGCUAUGAUUUAAUGGCAUAUCAACGUUUAUAUCAUAAUGUCUACAAUUCGUUGAGCAGCAGGAUUAAAAAAUGUUAUUGAAUGGAAACAGGCUAUGGUCAGACGUGCAAGAAAAACAACCAAUUUAUAUUCACUUUAUUUUCCCGUCUGACCCUUCUCGACAACUUUCUGUAAGCCUAAAAAAGCACUUGUUAUGCCCAGCUGUUCAGCCCGAUUGUAUUCCAAAAGCAAAAUGCAUUUACCGAAACAUAUUCUUAACGUUCUCUGCUUCUUUGUCUAAAAGAAAAGUUUUACUUCGGCUUUCAGUUAGUUUCAUCCUUGGCUUUAUAUUAUUUCAAUAUAAGAUUUACCAUCAAAUUGU
Molecule: messenger RNA, 3896 nt
Organism: Scaptodrosophila lebanonensis
Lineage: Eukaryota; Metazoa; Arthropoda; Insecta; Diptera; Drosophilidae
Gene: side-II
Exons: 21
Coding region: 1-3279 (1092 amino acids)
Source: RefSeq, a predicted model, not a curated record